AUGUCUAAAUAUACUGCUUUAUAUGACUUUUAUAAUAAAUAAAAAAUAUACAAUUUUAUAAUUAAUAAAAUAAAAGCACUAGGCAUGUUAAUGGAUUGUGUAUUUUUUGUGGAGCUUAAUAUUUCUUUUCAGUUACAAUAAAUAUGUACUUUCUCGCACUUCUUUUAUCUGCAGCUUCUGGAGCUACCUGCCCUCUGUGGAGCUGCAGUACUUCACUGGCAACUGGAGUCUGUGUUGAAUACCAGGAUUCGAGCACCUACUUAGUCAACUAUAAUGGCUGCCCUUCAAGUGCUCCUUACUGCAACUACGAGUCUGUCCUAAGUUGGAUCCCUAACGCAUUCUCAGGCUACACCUGGAGCUGUGAAACUACUAUACCUUCCUAUCUCAUUUAUUGCUAUUUUUAUUAUCAAAAUCAUUCAAUAAAUCUUAUUUUUUUAUUAUUUUAAGCUUUAUUAUGUAUAAAUAAACAUUAAAUAUGCCAAUAAUAAACCCAUUAAGUAUAACACAACUGACUAUUGGACAGUUCCAUCCAGCUCCAAUUAUUUAGCCUGCAAGCCAAAAUAUUACAAUAAAAAUCUCGCAUCCGGCUCUCACCCAAAAGAAUGCAGCACUAUAGGCUCUACAGACUCUAAUUGUAUUUUAAAGGACGGGAGCUAUUCAGAAUGCAAAUGUGGACUAAAUGGAAAAGCUUACUGCGUCCCUGAGCCGUCAUCUGAAGCGUUUUCCGAUUACUGGACACAAUGCUGUACAAUUAAUUGUGGACACAUGGAUACGUUUAAGCAUUACUUGUAUUGGUAUUUGAAGAUGGAGUAUUAUGUGGAGUAUAUAAGUGGGUAUAGCUGCACAAAAAUAUUUACCCAGUUCUCAGAUAUUGAUAAUUUGGAUUAUGUCGGAGAUGGGGCCAUUGGGCUACUGAUGGGACUGGGAGCAGUAAUCUUACUAUAA
Blepharisma stoltei is the source of this 945-nucleotide messenger RNA. Lineage: Eukaryota; Ciliophora; Heterotrichea; Heterotrichida; Blepharismidae. The record is from the annotation of a GenBank genome assembly.